CAACAAUUGUUGUGUAUGGAAUAAGUUCCUUAUGUUUAACCUCAUGUCCCCUUGCGGACAAAUCUCUUGGUGAAAGUAGCUUGGUGGUAUGUCAUUCUUUCUGUUAUUUCUUCAUCAGCUACUCGACUGACUGCUCGCCCCAUGGUCCGUUCCAUCUUAAAUCUCCGGUGUGGUGUGAUUUUGCUGAAAAGGGUUGUGGCGUUGUGCGUUGUUGAGAGAUAGAGGAAGAAGGAAUUUGUGUCGAGGUUUUUAUACGCUGUCUCACCUCACCUGACUUCAACUUCAACGCUCGGCUUAGCUGCAGUGAAUGCCUGACCCGGUAUUUCUCUUCGUCAAUGGUGUCGCCUCACCUACCCCCACUCCUCCGGUGACAACCUUGCUUGAAUCCCAUCCAGGUGCUUACACUACCUUCAGAACUCAUAACAAUGGCUUAGAAUUUCUCUUCUGGGAAAGGCAUUUGCGCAGGCUUUCUACUUCCACAAACAUUCUCUUCAAUUCAUGUCCAAACCUUCUAUUCCGUCCAGGAAUAAAUUUGACCCCCGUAUCCCUGCAACAGAUGAAAUCCCUGGAAUGGGAUUCACUGAUUCCGUCUUUCGUUAAUAAUUCAAUGACAAAAGCAAUACCUGUUGCAUUGAAAGAGAGGAAAACCGGAACAGAAUUGGCAUUCACUGCUCUUGUGAGUGGAAACUUGGAGAAAUUGAUUCCAAACGAGAAGAUAGGUGAAGAAGAAAUCCAUAGGGUUUUUAGUUUGCAUCUUCAUGUAAGUUUAUAUUCUCCUCCUGUAUUUGGAGUCCGGACAGAUGGCGCUCAUCUAGCUCUUGUUGGCCAUGGAAGAGAUACUGCAAAUGCAAAAUACUCAGAUUGGGUCAGGAUGAGGAAACCAUUGGAGAAGUUGAGGCCUCCAUCUGCUACUGAGCUCUUGCUUUCAAAUGAUGGAGAUCACAUUCUUGAAGGUUGUUUAACAAAUUUUUUUGUUAUCUGUCGUAAGGAUAGUAUAAAAGAUGGUUAUUCACUUGAAUUACAGACAGCUCCAAUAAGUGAUGGUGUCCUUCCAGGAGUAGUACGAGAAGUGAUCAUCGAGGUAUGUUUGGGAAUUGGAAUCCCGAUACGUGAAGUUGCUCCAUCAUGGUCCAAACGCCACUUGUGGGAAGAAGCAUUUAUUACAAAUAGCUUGAGGAUUUUGCAGCAUGUGGAAACAAUUCGAGUUCCAGGUUCAUGGAACUCACUGAGUUGUAAAACGUGGAAAGAUGUAAUGUGGGAAGAGAAACUAUUUCAGGAGUGUCCUGGAAGCAUAACUGCAGUGAUCCAGGAGGAGGUGAUGAAGAGAGCAAAGGUUGAAGGCCACACAGUCACAUCAUUUAUUGAGUAAUUUUAAUUAGUUUAUCAUGGUGUAUACCGAUUGCUCUUGAUGUUAAAAGACUAUUUUGCCCAUCUGUAGUAGAGUAUGACAUUCUUUAAGUUUUAUUGAAGAUUGUUUGAAAGAAUUUUGAAACUAGAUGUAAAGAUUAGAAGAGUUUUGACUACUUUUUUAGGAAGAUAUUUCGUAUGUGUGGCUUAUUUGAUUCAUUAUUGGUUGUGGUUUGCUUAAAAAUCUUGUUAUUAAACUUGUAACUACGAUUAACUUUAAUAAUACAACUUUUGAAAUCUAUCUAUCUCGUAUACUAUAUUAUGAUCAGACCAAAGUUUUGAAUAAAAGAGUAAUGAAAAAAAUAGGGAUUCAAAGGUUUGAAGAAAUGAUUGUGUUGAUUUUUCAGCUUAUAAUCUAUAGACAACAGACCU
Molecule: messenger RNA, 1779 nt
Organism: Lactuca saligna
Lineage: Eukaryota; Viridiplantae; Streptophyta; Magnoliopsida; Asterales; Asteraceae
Source: the annotation of a GenBank genome assembly